Molecule: messenger RNA, 1583 nt
Organism: Misgurnus anguillicaudatus (oriental weatherfish)
Lineage: Eukaryota; Metazoa; Chordata; Actinopteri; Cypriniformes; Cobitidae
Source: RefSeq, a predicted model, not a curated record
AUGUCUGAGAUGAUUUAUGAUAAUGUGAUCAAAACUGAAAUGGACAGAGGAGAGAGAGAGGAGAUGAUGGUGGUCAUCUAUGAAAGUUCAGAUGCUGUAAGAAAUGAUGAAGUGAUGAUAAACACAGAGAUGAUGAGUACAGAGAGACAACAAGCGCUUCAACAUACAGGAAGAGUCUCAGUGAAGAACAGAAGACACAGAUCAGUUCAAGUGUGUUUGUGUUUACUGUCUGUUCUUCUGUUCACUGCUGUAAUAGUCAUCUGUGUCUAUUUCACAAACCAACUACUAACACACAACUAUAACUUGACUAAAGAAAGAGAAGAGUUACUAACACACAACUAUAACUUGACUAAAGAAAAUGAGAGAUUACUUACAAAAUACAGCGAUUUACUAAACCAGAGCAGAAUCUUGACUGAAGAAAGAGAGAAAUUCAGAAACAAGAGUGAUGAACUCCAAGAUAAUUUAACAGCUGUUACAGAGCUGAAAAACCAUCACAUCUACAACUUAACCACAGAAAGAGAUGAGUUACUUACAAACAACAGCAAACUGCUAGAGGAGAAAAAACAAUGUCUAUUGAAUACUCGAAGUCUGUCAGAAGAAAGAGAUCAGUUAAUGAAUGAAAGAAAAGAAUUGAACAGAUGGCUUACUGAACAAGAUCGGCGCUCAGAUAACUUAAAAUGGAUUUACUACAACUUCAGUUUUUAUUACAUUUCAUCUGAAUAUAAGAGCUGGAGUGACAGCAGACGAGACUGUGAAGAGAGAGGAGCAAAUCUGCUGAUUAUAAACAACAAAGAGGAACAAGAGUUUUUGCAGAAGGCUAUAGCUGGUCAAUAUUCUUAUUAUUGGAUUGGUUUGAGUAGAAAUGGAGGGGAGUGGAAAUGGUUUGAUGAUACCACACUGACAUUAAGGUUAGAGAUCAUUACAUUUAACUGAAGAGCAGAAGGUGUCAAAGUUUUAAAACACUUGUACUUCAUUGGUAUUUCAGGUCCUGGAUGAAAGGAUACCCAAGCCAUUAUAGUCAAUACUGUGGUCUUAUAUCUACAUCAGGAUUGGCUGAUGCUUUAUGUUCUGUUAAAUAUACAUGGAUCUGUAAGAAGAGCAUUUUAACAUUACUCAUGUGAUAAAUAUGUACAGGCAAUAAUUUAAAACUCAAUAUCUUUUUGAAAUACAGUACCAGCUCUUCUAUUUAAUAAUUAAAUAAUUCAGAUUUUUGUUAUGCAAUUUACUACUUUAUACGAUAUACAGUAUUUGUCAGAAUUUCCACUCACCAUUCCUAUCACUAUAUGUUUCCACAAUCCUCCAUUAACAUCACCAGCUCACUGUGAUAAAUCACCACACCUGUUAGUGCUCAGCUUCAUCAUUAGCUCAACAAAAUCAGCUCUUUUCUCACACAUCAUUGUCUGAUCUUUUCAAUAUCUGCCUGUUAACUUACCGGACUCACCAUCCUCACGACUCCUCCUUCAUCUUCAUUGGCUGCUCAGCUGCUCUGACUGCUUCUCUUCAUCUCCUACCAGACAAAAGACUGUAACUAAGUUAAGCUCUUAUUCCCUCAUUUGCUCAUCUUGUUGUAGCAUCUGCCAUUU